Molecule: messenger RNA, 747 nt
Organism: Callorhinchus milii (elephant shark)
Lineage: Eukaryota; Metazoa; Chordata; Chondrichthyes; Chimaeriformes; Callorhinchidae
Product: probable G-protein coupled receptor 139
Exons: 2
Coding region: 1-747 (248 amino acids)
Biological process (GO): G protein-coupled receptor signaling pathway
Cellular component (GO): membrane
Molecular function (GO): G protein-coupled receptor activity
Source: RefSeq, a predicted model, not a curated record
AUGACGACGGCAGAUUUACUGGUGCUGAUUUUCCAUGUUGUGAUAUAUUUCAUUUUCCGUUACUAUUUCUACACAUCGUUCCUGGAGUACACACCGGUAUGUCGCUUAAGUGAAGCCACGAACUACAUCCUGGUGGACUGCUCGGUGUGGCUGACGGUGGCCUUCACUGUGGACCGCUCUGUAGCAAUCUGUUACCCAAAGCUCAAGGCUCAGUACUGCACACUGAGAACUGCACAGUUGAUCACUGCCGCCCUGUGUGGGCUGAGCUGCCUGAAGAACAUAGCCGUAUACUUUAAGUUUGAACCUUACUACGUCAUAGACAAAGUGCCCAGAGGUUGUAGCACAAAACCCACCUACUACACGUAUCCAGGAUGGCAUGUGCUGGCAGCCAACAGGAAACGCAGGGCUCUGCUGGGACACAGCAGAAAGGAGGGCAGCAGUGACCCCGAGCUGCAGAGUCGGAGGAGAUCCAUUAUUUUGCUCUUCGCCAUCUCCGGGAGCUUUGUGCUGCUGUGGAUGCCAUACGUUGUCUUCUUCCUAUACUGCAGGAGCACAAACUCUGACUAUGAGCAACACCCAUUCACUCACCCGCUGCAGAUUGCUUCAUUCACUGUGGAUAUGUUCCAGUUGCUCAGUUCCGGCACUAACACUUGCAUUUACGCGUUGGCUCAGACGCGAUUCAGGGAGGAGUUAAUCAAUGCCGUUAAGUACCCAUUUAAAUGGAUCAUGAAUUUGUUUCGAAAAUAA